Molecule: messenger RNA, 438 nt
Organism: Iphiclides podalirius (scarce swallowtail)
Lineage: Eukaryota; Metazoa; Arthropoda; Insecta; Lepidoptera; Papilionidae
Source: the annotation of a GenBank genome assembly
AUGUUUCAAAAGCGCAAUUUGCAUUUCAAAACCCCGCGCUCUCAGACGCAGCGCUACCGUCGGCCGCGCGCGUUAUCAACACUUAUUAACAUUUUGUCGCCGGCCGAACGCGACCCUCGCAUAGUAAUUAACAAAGUGACAGAUCAACAAGUUUUAACACUCGGCGCUCUGUUGACGGUGUUCGUUCAGAUUGCGGUGCCGUGGUUGCCUCCGGCGCUGGUCGUAAAUACACACUCGUUGAUUACACCAGCCCCCACCUACUCCCGAGUCGUUCUCAAGCCGGAGUUGGACACGCGGCUUAAAUUAUUUGUUUUAGAUACAAAACCCAAUCUAAGAUACAUGGGCUGUUAUGCACUUUUGUUUGUCCCGCGCCCGCGGCGCUGCGAAGCGCCCGCGGCGACGCGUCGACAAAUCGAGCGCGCGACCACAAUGCCCACC